AUGGCAUCCCUCAAUGCUGCCAGCCAUGCGGCGGCCCUUGAAAAGUUUAACAAGUCUCUCAAAGGACAGGCCCUCGAGACCUCGAUCUACAAGCUGACUUCCCUCCUCAAGUUGAGGCAAAUCCAAGGCUCCGAGCCAUGCGCCAUCGCAACCGCAAACCUCCUUCUCCAAGUCGUCGCGAAAUCCAAAGUUUCCGAAGUCGAUCAGCUCCUCGCCCACAUCUCAGCUGUUGGCAGCCAGCUAGUUGCCGCCCAGCCCAAGGAACCCGUAGUCGGAAAUAUCGUGCGGCGCGUGCUUGGCCUAAUCAGAGACGAAGCUGAGGAGGACAGGAAUGGUGGGAUUAGUCGAUCUUCCGGACAUGCCACGCCUACGGACUUCCAGCCUCUAACCUCCGCAGUCCCGGCCGUCCCGUCGGGAUCCGAUUCCCUCUCGAAUUUAAGACAUGCCCUAGCUCGAUCCUCCGCUCAUCCCUCGCCGCCGGGCUACUCGAUCGGCAAGACCAAGUCCCUUCUUCAUCUCCUGUCAGCAGCUGGCCCUACGGAUGGCAGCAGCUUAUCGGGUAUGAAUCUGUCGGGCGCGUCCACGCCUACGGGGCACGGUCGAGCUAGAUUCCAGGCCGUGAGGGGAGAAGUUAUUGAUGGAAUCGAAGAGAUCAAGGACGAGAUUGACCAGGUUGACGAUCAGAUAUCCGCCAAUGCGGAAGCGCAAAUACGGCCGGGCGAAUAUGUCUUGGUCUACGAGCCCUCGGCAACCGUGCGACGGUUUCUCCUGAAGGCGGCGUCGAAACGAAAGUUUACCGUCGUCACCGUCGUCCACCCCUCCCGCCGCCAAGCUGCCGCGAGCAUUUAUGGCGAUCUCAGCAAAGGUCUGGCCAAGCACGGCGUGUCUACCAUCAGUGUUGUUAGCAGCGCCGUGAUGGCUUAUAUGCCGCAUGUCGACAAGGUGGUGCUUGGGGCUCGGGCAGUGUUUGCGAACGGUAGCGUGCUCCUCGAUGCGGAUGCGGGUAACAUUGCCAGGACGGCCAAGAAGCGAGGCAGUGCGGUAGUGAUUCUGAGUGGUGUCUACAACUUUAGCCCGGAGAUUCCUUUCGAUGAAGAGGCUUUGGUCGAUUGGGGCAACCCCUCGCAAUCGGUCAACUACUCGGAUGGCGGCAUUGUCAACUACAUCGCAGUGCAGAACCCAACCACGGACUUGAUACCCGAGGACCUCGUCGACGUCUACAUUACCAAUCUCGGUGUGCACUCGAGAGAUCAUCUCUCCAAUAUCAUCGAUGAGCACUACAAGCCAGAGGAUCUGGACUUUUACAUCCCGGCGGCAGCCCACUAA
Scedosporium apiospermum is the source of this 1326-nucleotide messenger RNA. RefSeq lists its product as uncharacterized. The transcript is spliced from 3 exons. Gene Ontology annotation, biological process: translational initiation. The coding region runs from base 1 to 1326 and encodes 441 amino acids. The record is from RefSeq and is a predicted model, not a curated record. Gene Ontology annotation, cellular component: eukaryotic translation initiation factor 2B complex. Gene Ontology annotation, molecular function: guanyl-nucleotide exchange factor activity; translation initiation factor activity. NCBI's taxonomy places the organism in Eukaryota, Fungi, Ascomycota, Sordariomycetes, Microascales, Microascaceae.